GUUCGCGCCACCGUUCUUCAAUCAUGGCUGUUGAAUCCGACAAUAUAUGCAUCUUAAAUUAUUGAUUAUCCGAGAACAAGGCAGCGUUUUAUUCCUAAUUCGAAGAUCAUUCCUCGACAGCAAGACUGCUGAUUUGUGCAUUUGUUUUUAUGAAUUCGAAUUUGCAGGUUGAAGGUUGUACAGUAGUCCAUUGCGCGGCCUCUUCACAUGUCGGAAGACCAUGGUUGCCAGGAGUUGAAAUUUGAUCAAAAAUAUCGUAAUAUUUCGACUCUGUUCCUUCUCUAUAUAGAUUCUAACAAUUAACAAAAGAGAACAGUGCGUGCUUGUUUGUUUGCUUUAAUUUGAUGCUGAUGAUGGAGUAAUGGUUUGUUUCCAAGUCGACCCAUUGAUUUGUUUUCGGAGAGCAACUUCCCUUUGAAUCUUGGGAAAAUCGAAGGCGGAGUGAAUUUUUUACAUUGGAGCACGGUAGAUCGCCCCGACGCGUGGAGAUUUUCAAAUUAUCAAGAUAUAUAUCAAGAAUCAACACCAUCAAUAUUGAAGAACUAAAUCAGUAUGUUUUGGAAGUUCCAUCUCGGAUCAAGUGGAUUGGACACUCUGCUUGCCAAAGAGGAUGUUACAUUAAAGGAAGUUCUGGAUGAAGAAGAUGUUCUCCAAGAAUGUAAAACUCAAAAUUCAAAACUUAUCGAAUUUCUCAGCAAAGAUGAUGUUCUGCGAGAUCUUCUAGAUCUGGCCAUAACAGAACCCCCGGAGGACGGAGAUUUAAAGACUCAAUUCAAAUAUCCAAAUUUAGCAUGUGAAGUGAUAUGUACAGAUAUAGAUGCAAUCAUUGAAAAACUUGUUUGUGAGAAGAGCCUGUUGGAAAAGUUAUGGGCUUUUCUAGAUCAAGAUCCGCCAUUGAACCCUUUAAUUGCCAGCUUCUUCGCAAAAAUCGUUGGUUCAAUAUUAAUGAAAAAAGGAACAGAGGUCUUUGAAUAUGUUAAAGAACAUGACGUCAUCGAUAAACUGCUAAAUCAUUUGGAGGUUUCUGCUAUGAUGGAAGUCUUUGUCAAACUCAUGUCCAUUGUCGAUUCAAGUGAAAUGAAAACGAAAAUGGAGAAUCUGCUGGAGGAACAAGAGCUGGUCCAGAAGCUGAUCAUGCGACUUGGGCCUCAGUAUUCGCACGAGAUGCACAGCAACUCCUCAAACCUUCUAAUUGAGCUGAUACGAAUGGGUAGAGAGGCUCCUUCGCAAGUUCCUGACCCCGAAGACCAAAGCGGACUGUUUAGUGUAGUAGAAAGGGAGGAUGUGUUAUCUGACCUCAUAGACAGAAUACUUUCUGAUCGUGGCAGCCCUAAUGCUGACUCGUCUCUCGUGAAUGGCAUGGAUGUCCUGCUCUCUCUAAUUGAAUUUAAAAGACCAAACCCAGAAGGACUAGAAGAACUCUUCACACCUGUUAGCGCAGAAAAGAUUGCACAAGGAAUCCAGAGUGCCCUCAAAGCUUUAAAAUCACGGUUAAAAGAUUUCCACGCAUUGUUAGUUGAACCGCCUCCGCAAAGCCCAAUGCUGUCAACUGUAGGCACACUCGACCCACCGUUAGGAAGGGUUCGACUGCAUGUCGCAUGGUUGAUAUCAGCUUUAGUAGCCACCAGUUCUCCGGAUGUAAAUAGCGAAUUAACAGAAUUAGGAACCUUAAACGUUUUAUUGGAUCUAUUUUUUGAUUAUCAGUGGAACAACUUUUUACAUACCUACGUGGAGCACUGUAUUAGUUCGAUUUUAUGUAGCAACACAGAAGAUGAAAGCAACCCAUUACUAACACAUCUUUUAUCCGAUUGUUCCCUGAUAACGAAGAUUAUAACCGCUUGGGAGGAGAAUGAAGCACGGCAGUUACUUCCUGGCGGUCAGCGAAGGGGUUACAUGGGACAUUUGACUCGAAUUGCAAACAGUUUAGCCGCAAAUAUGGAAAAAGGACCCAACUGCGAGUUACUGCAAUCACUUUUCAACGAUUUACCAGAAGAAGCACGAUCCAGCUGGAAGGAACUCGUUGAAGGAGCCCUCAAUGAUGUAAACGUUAAGAAUACCACACAGAUGCAAUUUAGCUCUCCAAUGAUGCAUUCCUCUUCGGAAGAUGAUGAUGAUGGUACUUUCAAAUCCGUGCCAAUACUGCAAUAUGAAAAUUCGUUACAACAGGCCUUUUCAAAUUAUCAGGUCCAGCAGAUGUCAGCGGAGUUUAUCGAGACCUUUGGUCAUAAUGAGGAUGAUCUUAAUGAAAUCGGCAAAUCUGAUAACCCGUUUGAUGAAAUUGGAAACGUCGAUUUCUCAAUUAAUGCUAAUGAAGAAACACCCGAUGCGCAGUUGUUUGAAGCUGUUUGUAAUGAAAAAAUUCGCCAGUUCGAUGAUAGCGGAAGUGAUGAAGAGUGUUUCGGGAGCUCGCAAUGGGGAAAUGAUUCUAUUGAUGUUUGGGAAGAAAAAGAGCUGAAAUACUCCCCCAAAGCAAAUAUGAAACGAAGACCUGCGGAGAGUAACAGUGACGAGUCUGAUAACAGCAGCGAUGAGUCAGCUAGUUCGAGCGACGAAGAGGCUGUGUUUGCAGACGAGGUCAAACGAAAUAGCCCCUUAAUCACUGCAAAAUCUGAAAACAAGGACACAAAACAGACAGAUGAGAAUAUGGAUAUUGAAGCAAGGUAUUUCGCCUCAACUUUGCUCCAAUCACUUCUAGAAUGGACCGCUACUUUUGAAGGUGAAGCAGUUGCCAUGGAUACUUUAGAUGCCGCCGCAGUUGGUUGGGUAGAUUCGGAGGCGACCUCGGUUGUCGAUGUUGCCGAUGAACAAGGGUUCGCAGAUUUCACGGAUAUCACGAAAUUCUCGUGUGAUGAAGAUGCGGACAAUGUAAAAGCCGGACCAGAGUCGCCUGUUGCCAUGGAUGAAGACAGCAGCGAUGCAUUUCGACUGGAAUCAUCGAAGAAAAGUGAAGACAAAGCUGAAAAUGAAGAUGAUAAAAUGGAGGAAGACGUAUCCGAAGCGGAGAAACCUGAUGACAAAACAUCACCCAACAGCAAAGGUGACAUUCCUAGGAUCGAGACAACAUUAAAUCCAGAGACAGAAGACUCAAACGAGCCAAGCAAACAAAUGGAGAAAGAUGUCGAAAGCAACUCAGGAACAAAAGAUGAAAACAAGCAAUCAAACAGCAAAAAUGUCAAAGUUGAUGUUGUGGAGUCUGGUGACGAUCCUAUGCGUGUGACGUCACAAGUUGUAGGUGGCUUUGUUGUCAUCGAUGCCUCGGUCCCGGAAGUUGAGAAGGAGAAUCGAAAUGAGUUACCUGCAGCUAAACCGAACCAGGAAGUGAUGUCAUCAAAAAAAGAAGCCCAUAGCCCAUCUAAGAGUGGUGUUUCAGUUGUAACCGUGUCGAGCUGCUGUCUUAAUUGGCGUUCUUUUUAUUCCAAUAACAGACAGGUUAUCAAUAUAAGUUCUGAUGGGACAGUCGAAUCACCGCGAUCACCACGAUCACCGAAGAAAUCAAAGUCACCAAGCAAGCCAAGGUCACCGAGAUCACCGAGAUCACUGAAAUCAACGGAAUCAAGUCAGAGACUUUCACCAAGGCAGCUAGAUACGAAGAGUUCAGAAGUGUCAGAACAAAGUGAGGUAAACGCGGAAGCCACAACAAAUGGACCUGUUUUGACACUAGAGGAUAAUGGAAAUUCGGAAAAUUCUGAAACGAGCAAAGAUUCGUUGACCACGUCAAGAUGUGAAAGCAGCAAUGUUGAAUCGUGACGUCACGAUCAGCUGUGGUAGAUUUUUUCAUAUGCAGCUGAGGGCAGCAGUAGCCCUUUCUCCAUACACAAUCAAAACUAAUCUUAAAUGCGAUUUGGGGCGUUAGUUAAUUUGAUAAGAAUUAUUCUCUGAGCAUUUGACAGAGAGACUGUUGCUAUGACAAUUGACCCCGCCCAUAACGAAGAAGUCAAGCCUUGAGGAUUGUUGGAAAGUUUAACCAUGAAUACCAGAACGUUUGCAGUUGAGAGUGGAAUGUAUGCCAAUCUUUGGAAAUUUUUUCAAUACCCUUUUUAAUGAGAACUUUGUUCAUGCGAAAUACGGUUUUUAGUAACCCAUUUAGCAUAAUGUCCUUUAGAUUAACUGGCUGUUGUAUAAACACGAAAAGCUUAAAAACUGCGAUGAGUAAGGUUGUGAACUGUUUGAUGCUAGAGGUCUAACUUCCCAAAAAUUGUGUGAGUUACAAGGUGCACUAGAAGGUAAACCUGCUUUUCCUUCCUUGCCAUCUCGCCCUUCUCCUCCCCCCCCCCUUCCCUAUUCCCAUUGCCUAAGAAGAAGCUUGGUUUCCACGCAUAGGCUCUCAAACUGGCAGUAGGUUUAAAUUUCUGGUAACUUCUAUUAAUCCACCCAAAGUAUGUCAUCAAAAUCUUCCACUGAAGAACCAAAAGUUAAUGUUUUCUUUUUUGUGUUCCAGAGCCUUCCUUAAUCUCCUCUUACCAAGCUAUGCUCACUAGUAUUUUCCACUGUUAGAUAUCCCAUGCCUUGGAUAUAUCGAAGUGCCUGCAAGUUGCUUUACAUUGCCGUUUAAGAGCUCGCAGUAAAAUUUGAGUCAGACACGUACUGUGUCCUGCUUUGCAGUUUGAAUAUCUGUCUCUGCUCUUUUUGAUCAGUUAUUUAGAACUCUCACUCUAAAUUUUCCAGAUCGUAGACGUUUUAAGAAAUGGCUUGUCAUCCAUUGCCACUCGUAAUGUAGGGGUUAAGUAAUCUUGUACGCUGUGUAUCGCUAAGUUACGCCACGUCUACUAUCGCGACUUCGCAAAGCAUUUCACACGCAACACAUAUAGCCGUAUCCUUGUAAAACCAUGGGCUGUUCCUUUACCUUUAUGCAAAUGGCUUACAUGUCUGCAACUUUUUCCAAAAAUUACGAGAAUCUAUCACCUUGAUUUAAUUCAAGUUUUGUGUCAUUUUUACGAAGUUUUCUGUGUUUAUGAUGAAAUGCUACAAAAUUCUAAUUCAAACAACCGACCAGUGAGUUAUUUCUUCAUUUUGUUCUUAAAUUUUCGUAAUCUUAAAAAUUCCAAACAAUCGGAUUAGAGUGCACUAGCGUUUGGAGCAGUGAAUUGGGUUCUUUAAAGGCAACUAUCAGAUCCUCAAGUGGCUUGAGCCAUCUACCAAUCAAUAUCAGCCUAUCAAUAGUAUGAUGCUCACUGAUUGGUCAAUUGUUGAUUGACAGGUUGCUGCAACCACUUUGGUGGCUGUCAACUGAUUUUAAGCAGACGUAUAGGGUAACCCUUGCUAUUAAUUGCAAUCGAAUCUCUUUUUCUGCCAGCCAGCCUAAAUUGGCGCCUUUACAAGAGAGAAGCCUAAACCCUACUCCUCCUGUCUCUGUGUCAUAAGCUGAAAGGUUUCUAAUUAGUUGAGCUGCUUAAUUCGUUUGAAACCAAUUUUUUUAACCAAUUUAAUCUAGACUCUUUGGCAAUUGUUGGGCUAUUCCAGCUCUCUUUCUUUCCCACGAGAUUCUUUAUAUGGAAAUCAUGUCUGUCGAUUAUAGGAUUUUUAAAUUUAACCUUCUUCCCCCUUCUGCCCCUCACUGGUAUUUAGAGUGCCCCCCCCCCAAAAAAAAUAAAGCCGCCAAACAUCAGCUUGUUACCCAUAUGCUCAGAUUUCCUUCGUAACUACGUUAAUGUUGGACCACCUCAAAAUUUGAACCCUAAAAAUGGCUCAUUAAAUGAAGAAAUAUUGCCAGCUAGACUGAAUGAGAUGAACCUGACGGCUGUGAGUAUUGCCGUUCUGCCUAUUGAAGCUUCUAAGCGUAAUGAAUAACUAUGGCCGGGUUAGUGUUGGCGCAUCUAUCUGAAUGCCUUUUAUUAAUAUUUUAUAAAUCUCAAUUAUCAUGUUCUCCUUAUAAAACCGCGCGGUGUAUUAAAAGGUACAAUUUGCAAACAUUAUUGGUGUAAAACUCUCUUGUACUUUCUAUCAGUGGCAUUUAAGAUGAAAAUUGUGAUUUACUGAAUUUAGGAUAAUAACCAACAUCUGUCUUUGUGA
Molecule: messenger RNA, 6009 nt
Organism: Rhopilema esculentum
Lineage: Eukaryota; Metazoa; Cnidaria; Scyphozoa; Rhizostomeae; Rhizostomatidae
Product: serine/threonine-protein phosphatase 6 regulatory subunit 3
Cellular component (GO): cytosol; nucleus
Molecular function (GO): protein phosphatase regulator activity; protein phosphatase binding
Source: RefSeq, a predicted model, not a curated record